Pecten maximus is the source of this 1446-nucleotide messenger RNA. Its product is annotated as trichohyalin-like. The coding region runs from base 1 to 1446 and encodes 481 amino acids. Lineage: Eukaryota; Metazoa; Mollusca; Bivalvia; Pectinida; Pectinidae. The transcript is spliced from 6 exons. The record is from RefSeq and is a predicted model, not a curated record.
AUGGUUAAAAAAAACCAGGGGCGUGUUCUGAAGAAGGAGCCAACACCCCCUUUGGAGGGGAUGAAGUUUGGGGAAUAUGAGGAGUACAAGAGAGAACAGGAGCCUGACCGCAAGAGACAGUACAAGGAGGACUUAGAGAAGCAAAAGCGUGAACAAGCUUUGAUAAAGUUGAGGAGAGACUUCCCUAACAAACAGCCACUGGUCACCACCACUCCACGACAAGGGGAGGUAACAGAUCGCAAGGGAUACCGCAAUCAGAUUGAGGAGAAAAAACAGAAGCAGUUUAGUAAGAUGUUGGCCCAACAACCAACUGUCAGAGAUGUCCGCCCUCAGAACACACAGCCCCGUCGUAGGUCACCCUCCCCAGAAUUCAGCGACCCUGGGAUGCAGCUUCAGGCUGAUCGUAUACGGGCACGCAUCAGAGAUCUUCCUACGCGUCCUGAGGAAGUUGAGGAGCUACAGCGGCGACAACAACAACAGGAUGCGCUUCAGAGAGAUUUGGAGGAUAUUUCACCCCGAAAUUCCUACGAAGAGCGUCGACCACCUGUUGACCUCAGUCCUAGACUGGACGACUACGGCCCGGGUCUAUCCGACAGAUAUCCCCCGCCCCAGGAGGACUACAGACAACCACCACAGCAUGCCAACCAGCCAGGCUCAUAUCAGGGAUCAAGGCCACAGGCUGAAAACAAAAUACAGGAAAGAGUUGAACAUCAGCUGUAUGAUGAGAGUGUGAGGAAACAUGUUGAGGUACAGCGCCGCAUGGAUGAGGAGGCAAAGAAGAGGAGACAAGCAGAACAUCAAAAUGAUGAAAAUAUCAGGAAACAGCUAGAGAUUGUGAAACGACGUCAGGAGCUGGAAGAAAAGAGGAAGGUGAAACAAAGGCUUGAGGAAAAUAAUAGGAGGCAGUUUGAGGAGGAAAGACGAAGACAGGCAGAGAGGCGGAUGCAGGAACAAGCUGAGAAGGAAUACCAAGAAGAAAUGCGGAGACAAAUAGCAGACAAACGACAACGGGAUGAAGAAGAAAAAAGGCUACUUCAGGUGAAACACCAAGAGAGUGUCAUGAAACAGAUUGUUGAUAAAAACAGGCAAGAGGCAGAGGAGAAGAAGAGAUUGAGGAAAGAACAGGGAAAGGAUGAAGGAAUAUUAAAACAGCUGGAGAAAGGGAGAGAGAGGGAGGCUGACGAGAAACGGAGGAAGCGAGAGUUUGAGGAAGAACAGAACAGACAGUUGGAAGAGUCUAGAAGAUCGUUAGAAGAAGGCAGACCAUCAACUGUCCAUGUCAGAUUUAGUGACUACGAGGAGGAGGAGGCAGUUCCGAGGAGGCGACGUCCAAACUCCGAGUACAUUCCAGGGUAUGGUGUUGAGCAGCGAGUGGAACAGAGAACUAAGGUACACAGGACUGCCACUAACAUGGGUGAAAAGUGUGAUAUUGAGGUCGUAGGAUAG